This is a messenger RNA of Trichosurus vulpecula (common brushtail), 5558 nucleotides long. RefSeq names its product solute carrier family 39 member 9 (gene SLC39A9). NCBI's taxonomy places the organism in Eukaryota, Metazoa, Chordata, Mammalia, Diprotodontia, Phalangeridae. The record is from RefSeq and is a predicted model, not a curated record. Gene Ontology annotation, molecular function: metal ion transmembrane transporter activity. Bases 821 to 1744 code for a protein of 307 amino acids. Gene Ontology annotation, biological process: transmembrane transport; zinc ion transport. The transcript is spliced from 7 exons. Gene Ontology annotation, cellular component: membrane.
GGAGGAGGAGGAGGAGGGUGCGGGGGCGGGGAGGGAAAUGUCGAGAUCCGGAAGUGGAUGUCUGGAGGAGGUGCCACUUGGCGGCAAUGGCUGCAAUGGCGGCAGCGGCGGAGGAGGCCCCGGGCCGAGGCCGGGCAGCUUGGGGGACCCCUGGGUAUAGGCCAGAGACUGGUUACUGUACACGCUUCUGCUGAAUCCUCCCCCGAGGUUCCAGUUAGAGAACUGCGGCCUACGUUCCCCAGCCCUCUAGACACGGAGGAGAGUUGGCCGGUGCUGGUGGGCUGCUCUGGGCCCCGGGGGUGAGAGGGGGGAGGUCACUGACGGGCGGACUCGGGACAGGAGCGCUCGCAGAACUGAGAGGUUCUCUCGCCUCCCCUUCCUCUAAGGGCAGUGCAUCCCCCCCCCUCCUCUCGCCUCCCAUUCCGUAUCCCAGCAAUUUUGGGGCCGUGACUUUCCGAUUGAAAAAAAUCUUCCCUCACACAGCAUCAUUCCCCCAUUGACUUCUUCCCUCUGUAACAACGAAUUGGACCACAGAAAUCUUGUACUCUUGUCACUUGUGGAUUAAAGGCUGUGAAUAAGGCCGCCAAAAGCCCUGAUACUCUCACCAGGAAACAGUAGUUCUCCCUAGGAGCCGACAAGGAAGAAGUAACUAACAUAAACCUGCUGUCUGUGGGAGGCCAAAAGAUCUGAUCUGAGAAGUUGACACUCAAAGUCUCCUCUUUGGGGCCACGACAAGUGUUUAAAUAACUAAGCACCUUUUGAAACUCCAGGGGCAAAAAUAGUAGUUUGAUGUCCUUUGGGGUAACUAAAGGACAAGAAAAUGGAUGAUUUCAUCUCCAUUAGUCUUCUGUCGCUGGCCAUGCUGGUAGGAUGUUACGUGGCUGGAAUCAUCCCCUUGGCUGUUAAUUUCUCCGAGGAGCGACUAAAGCUGAUAACUGUUUUGGGUGCUGGGCUUCUCUGUGGAACUGCAUUGGCUGUCAUUGUGCCUGAAGGAGUACAUGCACUUUAUGAAGAUAUUCUGGAGGGAAAGCACCACCAGGCCAGUGAGGCACAGAAUGUGAUUGCAUCAGACAAAGCAGUAGAAAAACCACUUGUACAUGAACAUGAGCACAGCCAUGAUCACACAAGACUGCAUGCAUAUAUCGGUGUUUCUCUAGUCUUAGGCUUUGUCUUCAUGCUGCUAGUGGACCAGAUUGGCAGCUCUCAUAUGCAUUCUACAGAAGAUCCAGAAGCAGCACGAUCCAACAAUUCCAAAAUCACUACCACGUUGGGCCUUGUAGUUCAUGCUGCAGCUGAUGGUGUUGCUUUGGGAGCAGCAGCUUCUACGUCACAAACUAGUGUCCAGCUAAUUGUAUUUGUGGCAAUAAUGCUACAUAAGGCACCAGCUGCCUUUGGCCUGGUUUCCUUCUUAAUGCAUGCUGGAUUGGAACGAAACCGAAUCAGAAAGCAUUUGUUGGUCUUUGCUCUAGCAGCGCCUGUUAUGGCCAUGGUGACAUACUUAGGGCUAAGUAAGAGCAGCAAAGAAGCCCUUUCAGAGGUCAAUGCCACUGGAGUGGCCAUGCUUUUCUCUGCUGGGACUUUUCUGUAUGUUGCUACAGUGCAUGUCCUCCCUGAGGUGGGAGGACUGGGUCACAGUCACAAGCCUGACUCUGCUGGAGGAAAAGGACUCAGCCGCCUGGAAGUGGUUGCUCUGGUUUGGGGUUGCCUCAUCCCACUCAUUUUGUCAAUUGGACACCAGCAUUAAAUGUUCAGGUCCCAGCCUCUGUCCUUGGUCUUUCAGAAGUCUGAUAUGGAUAGCACAUUACAGCUGCUCAAUUCUUCAGUCUCUUGUCUUACCUUGCCUAGCUCCACCAAUAUUUCAGAAGCCCAGUGAGGAUUGUGAUAUAAAACUCAGAGUACUAGAAAUGCUUUUUAGCAUAAAAACAUAUUACAUAUGCCUAUAUAAAUUCUUUGGUUAUCUCAUGUUUUUUAAAAGACUCCUUCAUAUUUGAGUUUUUAGGAUUUUGAUUUCCCUCUUCUCAGGAAAAAUGAAAUUUAGAUUUCAAGGUAAAGUGGAAGACUUAGUUGCUCACUUAAAAAUAAUAAUUAUUGAAGUAUAGUAUUCAAAAUUCAUCUUUCAUACUUGAGUUAACACGUAUUGAACCUCCUCUUUAGUUUAAGGGGUCUCUGGACUCAUUUUUGUUUUUAGCUUGGUCUUCACCAUUUUGACACUGGUGCUUAUUAUAACAUCUGUGUCCCAUGUCUGGAUUAUAUGCUGAAAGGUGAUUUAAUUUAGGUUUGUUAAAAGAGUAAGGAAAAUGGGAGUGGGUACACAAAGAGGAAACAACUGGGGUAGCACAGAUUAAUAAGAAAUGAAAUACUUGCUUCUGCUUCUCUGCAGGAAAAGGUAAAAUCCCAGGAAAUGAAAUAUAGGGAAGUUUCCUUUUAAAGAGGUGAACAGUUUUGUAAAAUAUUUUUCUCCAAGUUGCCCCUGGAAGAAUCCCAGCCUUCAGCAAAUUUCCUAUGGAGCAGCAGCUUUAGACCCUCUACAGGAACUCAGAUUUGCAGAGCAUCUUUAGAAAUGAAGAGAUACUAAACUUUAAACAAAUUAUGGAUACUAAGGAGAGAGGUCUCUGGAUCAUUUUUAAAAUUAGAAUAACUGAAUUCCAUGUUGUGAGUUUUCUUGUUUUUAAAAAGUAUUAAUGUUAGCAGAACAGCAAUCCCUUUGGUAAAAAAAAAAGUGGUGCAUCUUGGGAAUGCUGAUUAUGCAGCAAGUAAGCAUCUUUUGUGGUGAGGAAAAGUCAUGGUAUAUCAUAAAUGAGAAGUGUUUUCCUUGUAAUUGAAAUCAUGUCCCCUGAUCUUUCCCACACUGCCUCUGAGAUAAAACUUUUCCCUCUAAGCUCUUAGACACAUCCUUCCCUUUUGCUCCUCCCCACUCUUCCCAUAGUCAGCUUGGUGGUAGGGAUGCUAAUUAAUUCUACAGGAUUUAGUUCUCAUCAGGACAACCGUUCUUUGGAUUGUGUUGAAGCUCAGCUCUUACUCUAUUCCCAUCUCCUCCAAAUAGGUAAUUUUCAUCCAGUGCAAAUUGUCUAGGCCUUUAAAUUACUUACCUUUUUAUGAGAGAUUUGGCGCAAUAGUUAAAAUGCUGGACCUCCCUUUUUUUUUUAGAGUUGUAAACCUGUUCAGUAUAUACUCAAUGAGUUUCUGCCCUCCAGCCCUGACAUUUCCCAAAUCAGUGCUUUGGAUGUUUGGAGUCCCUGUUAAUCCUUUGAAAGGACUGGAAAAUAAAUGUUAUUAUUGUAUUUUUAACUUUUGAUUUACUUUUUUUAAUCCCAGCUCCAAACAUGUUAUCACAUAAAGGGGAACAAGAUUAUUUUUCUCCAGUAAAUAGAUUUUUUUAUCCCAUAAAAAUUAUAUGUGACACACAAGCUGUAAUAUGCCUGUCAUUUCUUUAUUUCAUCAUUAUUAGCUAUAGAUAACAAGGAUUUGUGAGCCCUCUUGGCUGCAGGCCAAAGUAGUACCAUAUGAGAUGGUUUUGCUAAAUAGUAACUUAUUCCCCUUUCCCCCCAUUGCAUCACUAGUACUUAAGAUAUACAGAAAAUAAUGUAUAGAAAAUAUGUGACUUUCUUAGCCAGACGUGAAAGAUAUGGGGCUUCAUCUUGCCCUUCAAAAUUACUUGGUUGCCUUCAAUUCUAUCUAACAUUGCACUUUUGCUGUCAAAUAAAUUGCACAAUUUUGGUAUUUGGUUUGGAUGGGAAUUUUACCAUCUAGCUCUUGUGCAGUGAAUAGAUAUUCAUUACUCUGCUGGCCAAAGACCGUUUCAGCAGUGCCUUGCCAUCAUCUUUAUGAGUUUGGCUAGAAUCUUGCUAUGCAGGGCCUUGGACGCUAACAAGGAUUAAACUAUUUUCCAGAUCUACUUUCGUCUGCAACCUCACCAUCACAGGCAAAUCUGUCAGGACUUAUAGCUCCUAAGAGCAUUAUCUAUACUUCUUCCUAGACUUUCGUUUUUGUGCCCCAGGAAUUCCUUGUCUUUAUUCAAGGUCAGCAGAUAAGAAUAGCCAUAAUAAAUUUGUAGGGCUCAAACACUUCUCCAUGCAGCAGAGCAGUUUAACCAAGCUCUGUUGGUAAAAAAAAGAAAAACUUUACUAGUGUGACACAUUGCACUGGGGGAGAGGUUACAUUGAUGUAACUUAAUGAUAUAUUUCAGUUCUGUUUUUUCCUUGUUUUGACCUGCUUCUUUAAAUGUGGAUGCCUUAAUACUAUAAUAGGUAUUAAAUCAUUGGUGAUAUAUAAGUUGCUUCCAUGAUUUUGGAUGGAGUUUUUGGCUGCCAAAGAGAUAUACAACUUAUAAUUUUUUUCCCCACCAGUAGCCAAAGUUCAUUUUAGUUGCAGUCUGGCUCCCUUUAUGGUUCAAGAUUUUGCUCAGAUCCAGGAUUUUCUCUUGACUGGCAAUUUGAAUCACAAUUUUAUCACACCUCAAGUAUUUUCAGGUAGCCAUAUAUCAAUUGCCAUUUCUUUUGGAGUAUUGAUCCCUUUGAUGCUGAAUUUGGUUCUGCUUUGAUUUUCCAUUGCAGGAUUGUCUUAGUGUAGCCAGAGGUUCUGCACUGGAACACUGAGAAUUGGGAAAGGCACUACCUUCAGAGGCUGCGUGAUCCUUUUUCUUUCCCUCACCUCUUUUUCCCUGACUCUAUGCUUACCACAUCAGCCAUUUUGCAAUAUUUUUGUUUUUUCAGUCAUUUGGGAAAGGAAGAAAAGUGGCUGCUUACAAUAUCUGUUCCUUGUGGUAACAGAAAACUACUAUUUUUUUUCUCUACCAGCCUAGUUAUAAGCUGCCUGGUUUUUCCCUUUCAAGUGAUGAGAAUUAGCAAGGACAACACACCAGCAUCAGGCUAUCUUAAGCAGCUGAAAUACAUUACAUGUUGGUAGUGAGAUGCUGAGCACAGGAUUUUAAUGACUGUCUCAACAUAAAACCCCAAAGAACAUUCCUCCUUACUGUGUGUAUAAAUCUAAUCUCUUGAGAGACUUAGGACACUUAUUGAAAACUGCUAAAUUGGAGGAACUCUUUGUAUUUGUCUUACAGGAAUCUUCCAUGCAGUGGUAAAUAUGUGCCUAGCAUAAUCAUUGUUCCCCAAAAAAAGUAAGAGAUGCUGUGAAUUGAGUCAGUGAUGUUACUUACCGUCUUUGUUCCUUCAGCUCAUUGUUAUCAACCUCAGGAGAUCUGGAAGGAAGUUAUUAUUUGUGGGUAGGGAACAUAGAAUAUUUUGAUAACUCUCCAGGUAAACUCAGCCUAAUGCAAAUGCUGAACACAAGAAGACUGGCUAAUUAUUUUUUCUGGCAGCAUCUUCUAUUAAGUUGGAUUUCUAUGGGAUAACAUUGCUGUUCCUGAUUCAAAGGCCUGAACAGUGAUUUUAAAUGUCUCUCUUCUCAAUCCUUUGUAAACAUGAAAUCAUUCCAUGGAUGGCUGCCUUAUAAUUUUGUCUUUUUCCAUUUUAAUUGUGAAUGGUUUAAAAAAAAGUUGCUGUUUUUUGAUUUGUUUUAUGAUAUUAAAUUUUUAUUAGUGCAUUAUUUACAUGAAUGGC